UUCCAAACUCAAAACCCAGUUCAAAAACGCUGCAUUUUUGCUAGAGAAAGAUAGAGACAAAAAGACACAGACAGAGAGAGAACGAUGGAUGGGAGAGGAGGGUGUUGUAUAGCGAGGUAUGGUGCUAAUGGGGUUUACGAUAUGUCCAAGAUGGAUAUGAUAAUGCUAAGGUUCCGGCCAAUAGCGCCAAAGCCGGCUGCCGGAGCUGGAUCAUCAGGCGGUUCCUCGCCGGAGAAAGCUGACGCGUACGUGAAAAGUGGUGCGAGAGGGAAGAGGAAGUAUGUGAAAAGCAAUAAUAGUAUUAGUAGUAAUAGUAGUGGAAGUUAUAGCAGUGGUAAUAGUAGUAAUAAUAAGCGGUGCAAUAGUAAAAAGAGAAAGGCUUCGCCGGAGGUGGUGACUCUGCCUUUGUUGCCGGAGACGCCUGACCGGAAGGACUCGCCGUCGAGGCUGUCUCCUCCGGCGGAGAAGAAAGAAGCAGCAGCUAGGGCUAACUUGCCCGUGUUGCUGAGCUUUGAUGGGAAAAACAAUAACAGCAACCAGGAGGUGGGGUUUUGGUCAUCAGAUCGGACGGUGGUGAUGGGGGUGGGGUCGUGUGUGAUCGUGGAAUGUGUGAAUGACACGUGGAUGGUGGAUGGGCAGCUAGGGAGUACAGAUGAGGAGAGGAGGAUGAGUUUGGAGAGGGACACGUGUCCCGGGUUUGUAUCUGAUGGAUUGGGGAGGGUGACGUGGACUAAUGGGGCCUACAGGAAGAUGAUGAUGAUGGGCCAUGAUCAUCAUCAUGAGGUGGCGGUGUGGUUGGUGAUAAAGGAAGAGAGUCUGAGAGAGAUAAUGGCGAGAACGCUAAGCUACACGUCGUUCACGUGCAGGGUGAGGCUGGUCCAGUACGAUACGUGUGGGAAGGAGAGAAGCUCGAUCACACUGCCUUGUGAUGUGUGGAGAAUGGACGGUGGUGGUUUUGCAUGGAAGUUGGAUGUCAAGGCUGCCCUCUCUUUGGGUCGCUAAAAGCCGUCUGAUUCUGAUCAUUAACAUAUAUAUAUAUGUAUAACAAGUACUAAGCUUUGGACCUAUGGUACCUUAUUACUCUUUUUUUCUUUUCAUAAAUGUGAAUAUUUUUGGGUUGUUGAUGAUGAUGUAUCUUCUUUUUUUGUCUACUUUUUACUGUUCUUCCACGUUCUUGUCUCUUAAUACCUAGCUAUUCCAUGUGUUUUGUUGUGUGUUAA
This is a messenger RNA of Quercus robur (English oak), 1220 nucleotides long. RefSeq lists its product as uncharacterized. The record is from RefSeq and is a predicted model, not a curated record. The coding region runs from base 85 to 1002 and encodes 305 amino acids. The transcript has a single exon. NCBI's taxonomy places the organism in Eukaryota, Viridiplantae, Streptophyta, Magnoliopsida, Fagales, Fagaceae.